GUCAAACGAACGAACGAACAUAAGAGGAACAACUAUGUAGCAAGGAUUCCUCCGCUUCCACAGUCUCAAUGUAACGGGCAUCGAGUGCAGUUGAGUUCAGUUACACUUUCACGCACUCUAGAGUUUGAUAGGCUUAGAUUUGUUUAAAAACUUUUCCCCCGACGCUGUGAAACAAUAUGACGGCAGUUCAUCGGUUGGUCGUUUUCGGUUGGGCGUGUACCGUCCAUGGACUCGUGAUGCGCGGCUUGGAGGGCCCGUCCCAGUCCGUCACCCGCGGCACGGACAUCAUUUUACAUUGCCGCUACGAUUUGGAAGCGGGAGACCGUCUCUAUGCCGUCAAGUGGUUCCACGGCACCAGGGAAUUUUACCGCUUUCAACCAGAGCUGCAACCUCCAUCACGAUCUUUCCCCAUUGAAGACGUCUACGUCGAUGUCGAGUCUUCCAAUGCAGAGAAACUUGUCAUCCGCCAUGUUGUCCCCGGGACGUCAGGCGUCUACCGUUGCGAGGUGUCAGCUGAGGAGACCUUCGAAACCGACUACCGGGAGAUGAACAUCACGAUAGAAGACGCACCGUUGGGCGAUCCAGUCAUCUACAACAUCCAAUCACGAUACGCUAUUGGCGCUGAAUUACGAAUUAACUGCACAUCGUUCGACUACCGGCCGGCAGCCCGUCUUCAUUGGAUAAUCAACGGGAAAGCGAAAGAGGAUAAUGACCCGGAGGUGACGCAUUACCCAACGCGUUGGCGUUCGUCGUCUGUCGAGACGGAAUCGGGCGGGGCCAGCAGCGUGAACGGGAGCAGCGCGGUGACGAUGGUAUUCGAGGCUUCGACGACAGUGGGAUUACACAUCAAGAGAUUGACUCGCGAGCACUUUGGUAGCGGGCAGCAACUGACGGUUGUGUGCACGGCCUCGUCAAUCGGCUCGUCUCACCAGCGCUCCAGCAGCGCCGUUAAAGCCGUUCUGGAUGAUGGAAUAAGUAGCAGACAAGAGCAGCAGCAAACAGAGCCGCUCGUCAAUCCUUUGAGGCCGUCAACGGCAGUCCCGACUCCUGCGGCUGGCGAUAAGCGCCGAUCUCCUCAAACCUCGACAGGUGGACCCGCUCAACUUUUACCAACAAAUCCAAUUGCCAUCAUCUCGGCGACCAUGGCGAUGCUGGCGGCUUUGUCUCGAUGAUAACAAGUGUCGCAUACAAAUACGAUGGGAUGAAAAGAUGGACGGAAUGAGCAACUACACCGGAAGAAACGACUGGCCGAAGGGGGGAGGAGGCGGGAAGUGCUGGCGGGUAUAGUACCCAGCACUGGAUUCAAUCUUCAUUAGGAUGUUCAAUCAACCGAGCAAAGGAAAACGUUGGCGCAGUGCAAGACAGAAAAGAAAAAAGGAAGAAGGCGACGAUGGGCUGGUGGUGUUGCUCGAGACGUUGAUGGAUUUGCUUUUGGGCUAUACGCUGAAUAGUGUUACUCACAGACGCAUGCGACACAAAAUAGUUAAAGACACUGUGUGUACUUAAACUGGAUGGCAGUUUAGCAAAGAAAACCCUGCUGUACAAUAAACCCUACGCUGAACCACU
This is a messenger RNA of Daphnia pulex (common water flea), 1566 nucleotides long. RefSeq lists its product as uncharacterized. The transcript is spliced from 7 exons. Bases 177 to 1172 code for a protein of 331 amino acids. Lineage: Eukaryota; Metazoa; Arthropoda; Branchiopoda; Diplostraca; Daphniidae. The record is from RefSeq and is a predicted model, not a curated record.